Molecule: messenger RNA, 2720 nt
Organism: Colletotrichum destructivum
Lineage: Eukaryota; Fungi; Ascomycota; Sordariomycetes; Glomerellales; Glomerellaceae
Product: Putative bicarbonate transporter
Exons: 4
Coding region: 648-2534 (628 amino acids)
Biological process (GO): monoatomic anion transport; transmembrane transport; borate transport
Cellular component (GO): basolateral plasma membrane; plasma membrane; fungal-type vacuole
Molecular function (GO): solute:inorganic anion antiporter activity; borate efflux transmembrane transporter activity
Source: RefSeq, a predicted model, not a curated record
UCUUUCCUCUGCAACUUACAGAUACAUGCUCUCGAGAUCAACUGUGGCAGUAGUACCUAGGCAGAAAGAUACCAACAGGGUCCAGCCGGGCGCGGGGCCGUGUCUUGAUUUCCCGUCCUCUGCGGGCCAAUCCCGAUCGGGCGUUUCCUGACAAAACUCGUCGCUACCUUUUACUCUUCUCUCAUUCCACCUUCUCUCCUCCUCCUGCUCCGAUACCCACAAUAACAAUCACAAUCGCCCCUCGACGACUUUCCAGGACCAGGAUCGGAGUGCCUUUGCUCUUUGUUGCUGAGAGGUACCUUAUGGCCGACCGGGGGGGAGGGGACUCGGUGUACAACUUUAAAUACAGCCCGCUAUCCGCCUACGAGUCGGGGGCCAAGAGGUCAUCAUCGAUAUCCAGACAUUCUGCUUUCUUGGCCGACAUGAUCACGCAUCGGCCUCUACUCGCGUAUCGUUCAAGUCGUUUUGCUGUUUUCGCCUAGUUCAGUCGCUGCGUAUCGUCUCUGACGCCUUGCGAAAUCGCCAUUCCCACUCUUCGUUCCAGUCGCAGCCGUUCGGGUUUGCCAACAAAAAAGCGUUGAGAAACAGCCUGGACACCCAAGAUUGGUCCUCUAAACCGAGACUCUGUGUCUUCCUGCUCGACCACCAUGGGCACCAACCCCGAAGAAAAGUCGGUCCUGCCGACGCGCCACCUUACGCCCGGCCGCCGGGACGCCACCCGGGCCGACGACAACGGCGCCGCUGCCGCUACCGGCGAAGGCUGGUGGAAGGUGAAGUUGUUCCGUGGCAUGGUCAACGACAUCCGCCGCCGGGCGCCCUUUUACAUCAGCGACUGGGUCGACGCCUGGGACUACCGCGUGGUGCCGGCCACGGUCUACAUGUAUUUUGCAAACAUCCUGCCAGCCCUGGCCUUCUCCCUCGACAUGUUCACGAGCACGGGCUCGACGUACGGCGUCAACGAGGUUCUGCUGGCCUCCGUUCUCGGCGCUGUCGUAUUUGCUCUGUUGGCGUGCCAGCCCCUGGUCAUUGUCGGCGUCACCGGCCCCAUCACCGUCUUCAAUUACACCGUGUACGACAUUAUGAAGCCGACUGGCGUCAAUUACCUUGCUUUUAUGUGCUGGAUCGGGCUAUGGUCCCUGGUGUUCCACUGGAUCCUUGCCAUCACCAACUCGUGCAACUGGCUACGCUACGUGACGCGCUUUCCCUGCGACAUCUUUGGCUUCUAUGUCGCCUUCAUCUACCUCCAGAAGGGUAUCCAGGUGCUUGACAGGCUGGGCGACGCCGAGCCCUUUUACCUCUCCAUCGUCGCCUCGCUCCUUGUCUUCAUGGUCGCCUACGCCUGCGCCGGGAUUGGCGGCAGCGGUCUGUUCCACCACCACGUGCGUGUCUUUCUCAAGGACUACGGCACGCCUCUCACCCUCAUUUUCUUCACUGGCUUCGUCCACAUCGGAAGGAUGCAGCCUGUUCAUCUGGAGGUGCUGCCGACGGGCAUCGCCUUCAUGCCGACGGCUGACAGGAGCUGGCUCGUCGACUUUUGGAACAUCAGUGUUGGAGACGUCUUCCUGGCCAUCCCGUUCGCCAUCCUGUUGACCAUUCUGUUUUGGUUCGAUCACAACGUCUCUUCUCUCAUCUCACAGGGGACCGAGUUCCCCCUCAAGAAGCCCGCCGGGUUCCACUGGGACUUAUUCCUGCUCGGCCUGACGACGGGCGUCGCCGGAAUCCUAGGCCUGCCGUUUCCGAACGGCCUCAUCCCCCAGGCGCCGUUCCACACCGAGUCCUUGACGGUUAGAAAGUCGCAGGCCGAAAUGGACGACAAGGGCGAGUUCAAGGGCAGCUAUGUCAUCAAGGCUUCCCACGUCGUCGAGCAACGCGUCUCGAACCUGGCCCAAGGCCUCCUCACGCUGGGCACGAUGACGGGCCCGCUGCUCGUCGUCCUCCACCUGAUCCCGCACGGCGUGCUGGCGGGGCUCUUCUUCGUCAUGGGUGUCCAGGCGCUCGAGGGCAACGGCAUCACGCUCAAAAUUCUGUUCCUCCUGCGCGACAAGAGGCUGACGCCGCCAGGGCACCCACUGAGGCAGAUCCAACGGCGGCGCGCCAUCUGGGAGUUCGUCGCCAUCGAGCUCGUCGGGUUCGGCGCAACCUUCGCCAUCACCCAGACGGUUGCGGCGGUCGGAUUCCCGGUGUUCAUCAUGCUCCUCAUCCCCAUUCGUGCCUCACUGCUGCCGCGGUGGUUCUCGGCCGACGAGCUGAACGCGCUCGACGAGCCCACGGCGUCGCCUUUCACCAUGGAAGGCAUCGGUGGGGCGUACGGCAACGCGGACACGGGCAACGACUCGGAUGGGACGCGGGUGUCUGGAGAUAGCGAUGGCAAUGGCGAGGGCAGGCCGGGACCGGGAAACAGUGACGGUGUCUUUGCACCGGCGGCCUCGCCGGGCAGGAGCCGAGAAGACGUGGCGGAGCUCGGGCAAUCCCAGAGCGUGGAGAGCGCGAACCCCACCACGAGAAGAGGUAGACACGCCGCCACGGCGAACUAAUUUUGGAGACACAGGGGAUCAUAUGAGUAUGAUUGACAUAUAAGGAGGUGGGUAGAUGGGGUACGUGAUGCGUAAAUAGGACAUGUUGGAAGAAUACCCAACGACUCGAGAGCAGCUCGUGUGUCUAGAAUCAAUCCUCGGGACAAAGACAAAAAGUAGAGAAACCUGGCUGGCCAGUGGAGCGAU